CGCGUUCAUCGCGCGAGUGGCGUGCAAUUUCAACGCCUUCAUCGCGCUCCUUUGCUUGGUUCUUCCCUUUGUGAUCGCGUGACAGCUUUGUUAUUUUAAUGGCGAUUUAGGGCUCCAAUUCUUUCAUUCUUUCUUUGUCAACACCUGUAAUCUUCUCUCUAUAUAUAAAACAAACGUAUUCUUCUUCUUCUUCGAUUCAAUUUCUCUCUCUCUCCAUUCUUCCAUUCAUUGUGUUUUCUUAUACGACACGACACGGGAUCUGAAAAUCUCCUAAGCUAGGUUGUUUGUAUGCACUAGUCAGUCCUUCUCAAUGUAUGAUUAGGUAAUGAAGGGGUUCGAUGAGCAGGACUUUUCAUCAAAUCAUCCUUCAAUACCUUGUACUGAUUUGAGGAAUACUCCUUUGGAGGACUCUGCUUGCACGGAGCCAGAAUCUAGUUCUAGUACUAGUAAGUUGUCAAAAAGUAACUUAUGGUCGGGUUUCUUUCUGCCAACUUUCUCCAUCACUGAUGCAUUUGGUGAGAACCGAGGUGAUAGAAAGAAGUCUUCUUCAAGUCCCAGAAACAAUGGUUGGAAUGCGACUGUGAAGAGGUUCUUGACUCGAAACUCAAUGUGGAGAAUCCAAGAGCGUGUCCUAGGUCUGAGUAAGAAUAGCCUUUCCGUUUCAGCUGGUGACAUAUGGCUUCUUGGAGUCUGCUAUAAAAUUUCCCAGGAAGAUUUGUCCGGUGAUCCAACCAGCAGUGAUGGAUUCCUUGCUUUUGUUGAAGAUCUCUCUUCUAGGAUUUUGUUUACCUACCGUAAAGGAUUUUCUGCUAUUGGAGAUUCAAAAUAUAGCAGUGAUGUGAAUUGGGGUUGCAUGCUCCGUAGCAGUCAAAUGCUUGUUGCACAGGCAUUAAUUGUUCAUCGGUCAGGGAGGUCAUGGAGAAGAAGUUUUGACAAGCCAAAUGAUAAAGACUAUAUUGAGAUACUGCAGUUUUUUAGUGACUCUCAGCAGUCAUUUUUCUCCAUUCAUAACCUUCUUCAAGCUGGUAACGCAUAUGGCCUAGCUGCUGGAUCAUGGGUUGGCCCAUAUGCCAUGUGUCGUACAUGGGAAUCGCUAGCUCGCUCUAGGAUAGCCGAGGAUGAAAGUGAAAUCAAGCCAUUGCCCAUGACUGUUUAUGUUGUUUCUGGCGAUGAAGAUGGAGAAAGGGGUGGAGCUCCGGUUGUUUGUAUAGAAGAUGCUUCACGGAAUUGUGUUGAGUUUUCGAAAGGAAAGGAUGAAUUUACUCCAAUCCUUUUGCUAGUUCCACUGGUUCUUGGACUUGACAAGAUCAACCCCAGGUACAUUCCUUUAUUGGCGGCAACGUUUACCUUUCCUCAGAGUCUUGGGAUUUUGGGUGGUAGACCGGGUGCUUCAACAUACAUUAUUGGAGUGCAGGAUGAUAAAGCUUUCUACCUUGAUCCACAUGAAGCUCAAGGGGUGGUUGAGAUCACAACUGACAAUCUAGAGGCCGACACCUCAUCUUAUCACUGCAGUGUUGUGCGUCACACGUCCCUUGAUUCACUCGAUCCUUCGCUGGCAAUUGGGUUCUAUUGUAGAGACAAAGAUGAAUUUGACGAUUUCUGUCUCCGGGCAACAAAACUUGCUGAGGAAUCGAAAGGAGCUCCACUAUUUACAGUUGCACUAACUCGAAACAUGCUGAAGAGAACAAGCCACGACGAGGAUGAGCCUGCAGACAUGGCUGUCCCCGAAGACGAGACCAACGACAGCACACAAGAAGAUGACUGGCAAAUCCUCUAAAUGGGGGAGUAAGUCUGAAUUCUGAAAGGUAUGUAUGUUCUUAUUAGCUUGAAAACCUUUUCAUACAUACAGAUUUGUUAUUUAGGAAAAAUAUUUAUUAUUAUUUGUUUUUUUUUCUUCUCCUUAAUUCUUUUUUCUUUUUAUUUUUAUUCUAGUUCCCAUGUUCAUAGUUGUACUUGUAAAAAAAUCCCAAAUCUUAGGGAUUUGGUGAACAUGCUUGAUUCUUUAGUAACUAUGAAUUUCUUUUAUUAUUCAUGUA
This is a messenger RNA of Impatiens glandulifera, 2036 nucleotides long. Its product is annotated as cysteine protease ATG4-like. Gene Ontology annotation, molecular function: protein-phosphatidylethanolamide deconjugating activity. Bases 326 to 1777 code for a protein of 483 amino acids. NCBI's taxonomy places the organism in Eukaryota, Viridiplantae, Streptophyta, Magnoliopsida, Ericales, Balsaminaceae. The transcript has 9 exons. The record is from RefSeq and is a predicted model, not a curated record.